CCUUUUCACUGCCACCUGAUUUGAAUGAAAAUUCUCCCAAGAAAAGUGCAGUGACCUUUGAUUGAAUUUAGAUGUAAAUGUAUUCAUGCUCUCCAUUCCUCAGCUCACAUGGAGGCUGACUUUGAGGAGAUGGAGAGCCGCCUGAUGUACCUGGAGAAUCUGUGUGCCCAGUGCGAGCAGCAGCGCUUCAAGCACUUUCAGACCCUUCAGCUGGAGACCUACAAGAAGAAAAAGAGGAAAGAACUGGAGUCCCUGAAAGGGGAGCUGGACACGGAGCAUGCUCAGAAGGUGCUGGAGAUGGAGCAUGCCCAGCAGUCGAAGCUGAAGGAGCGGCAGAAGUUCUUUGAAGAGGCAUUCCAGCAGGACAUGGAGCAGUACCUUUCCACAGGCUACCUCCAGAUUGCCGAUCGGAGAGAGCCAUUAGGAAGCAUGUCCUCCAUGGAGGUGAACGUGGACAUGCUGGAGCAAAUGGACCUGACUGACGUCUCUGACCACGAGGCCCUGGACGUCUUCCUGAACUCGGGAGGGGAGGACAACAGCGCCUCCUCGGCGGUCUCAGGUCCGGCUCAGGACUCCUUGUCCACUGGCGCUGAGAUCUCCCUGAAGGUUCCCACUCGGGCUGAGCUGGGCCACUGCCUUCCCCCCGACUCCCCCUCCGCCUCCACCCGCAGCGAAUCGGCCAGCCAGGAGACGGAGGGCCCCGACGACGAAGACGAGGACGAAGAUGAGGCCAGCCUGGGGGACUUGCCCGUGGUGGCGUCCGACGAGGAGGACGUGCAUCCAGACACCGUGCUGGCCGGCCUCCCUGAGGAGCCGCGGAUCUCGGACGACAGCGGCUCGCUGACUCCGUGAGGAGGGCUCCGUGUUGGUGGCAGGGAAAGGAUCAAACGUCAACCAGAGACCGCAGAGCGGUUUGCUCAGACUCUCAAAACACUGGACACUUUCCCUUUCUUCCAGAACGGCUGCCUGAGCUCAGACUGACAAUACUGUGUGUGUGUGUGUUUAGGAGAGAUCCUUCCUGUCUGAGCUGCUCCAUUUUAUUUGUUUGUUUGUUUGUUUAUUUGUUGUCUAUCCUGCUUUUUCCAGCAAAAUCAAUGUAGGUCGUGUAUUUUACAUUUGUCAGUAUUACAUGGAAAUUGAAUUCCCUCAUCCCACUGUGUCCCUCCCCCUACAGAGCUGUAUCUAUAACAAAUUAAACAAAAGUGUUUUUUUUUUUCAUUCUUGCUAUUAACACAAUAACUUCAA
Messenger RNA from Clupea harengus (Atlantic herring), 1245 nucleotides. RefSeq names its product dystrobrevin binding protein 1a (gene dtnbp1a). Gene Ontology annotation, cellular component: neuron projection; plasma membrane; synaptic vesicle membrane. NCBI's taxonomy places the organism in Eukaryota, Metazoa, Chordata, Actinopteri, Clupeiformes, Clupeidae. The transcript is spliced from 5 exons. The record is from RefSeq and is a predicted model, not a curated record. Gene Ontology annotation, biological process: anterograde synaptic vesicle transport; regulation of synaptic vesicle exocytosis; neuron projection development. Bases 109 to 852 code for a protein of 247 amino acids.